AUGGCAAUCAAGAAAUCCAUGAGCAACGACGACGUUGCGAUGGCCGACCCUCACCCGCCCGAAACCAGCGACACUCCUGAUCAAGGUGCAAACGCUGACGAAGAUGAAGCCGUGGAAAGUCCGCAGGAACUGGCGCAGCUCCGGAAAAAGGGCAUAGAAAAGGACAUUAGUGCACUGAACGAAAAGAAGAAAAACGACACCCUCAAGCGCUAUGCAUACCUGCUGGGACAAACCGAUAUCUUUGCGCACUUUAUCAACAUCAAGAACAUGAAGUCCGGCGACGCCAAGGCUCUGCUCGAGCUGCAGGCCAAGCCCGACGAGACCCAGACGAGCAAGGGACGGAGCACCCGACGAGGCCGAAAGACCGAGCAAGAGGAAGAUGCCGAGCUGCUACGAGAUGAGCUCCAGGAGGACGAAGAAGGCACAACCACCAUCACGGAAACGCCUGCAUACGUCAAGGGUGGGACGAUGCGCGAUUAUCAGAUGCAGGGCCUGACAUGGCUGGUUUCGCUGUUCGAUAACGGCAUCAACGGCAUUCUUGCGGACGAAAUGGGUCUCGGAAAGACGCUCCAGUCGAUCUCGUUCCUAGGAUACCUGAAGCACUUCAAGGGCAUUGCCGGGCCCCACCUUGUUAUUGUGCCAAAGUCGACUCUCCAUAACUGGGUCAGCGAGUUCCGCAAGUGGGUCCCGGAUUUGAAGGUGUUCAUGUUCCAUGGCAACAAGGAUGAACGAAGCAAGAUCAUCGAGACUCAGCUGCUUGGGGGUAGCUUUGAAGUCUGCGUCACAUCAUACGAGAUUGUGAUGCUCGAAAAGUCCAGCUUCAAGAAGAUCUCGUGGGCGUACAUUGUAAUCGACGAGGCUCAUCGCAUCAAGAACGAAAACUCGAGUCUCUCGGUGAUCGUGCGGACGAUCCAGUGCCGCAACCGCCUGCUUCUGACCGGCACGCCGCUGCAGAACAAUCUGCACGAGCUGUGGUCGCUGCUGAACUUCCUGUUGCCGGACGUGUUCAGCUCCUCUGAAGACUUUGACAAAUGGUUCGAGACACAGGGCGGUGACCAAGACAAGGUCGUCUCCCAGCUCCACAAGGUUCUCCAACCAUUCCUGCUGAGACGAAUCAAAGCCGAUGUGGAAAAAUCGCUUCUGCCCAAGAAGCGCAUUAACCUCUACGUUGGACUGAGUGCCAUGCAGCGUCAGUGGUAUCAGAAGAUUCUCGAGAAGGACAUUGAUGCCGUCAAUGGUCUCGCCGCUGGAGGAAAGCGCGAGGGCAAGACCCGCCUUCAGAACGUGGUCAUGCAGCUCCGCAAGUGCUGCAACCACCCGUACCUGUUUGAUGGAGCCGAGCCUGGCCCGCCUUACACGACCGACGUCCACCUGCUCGAGAACUCGGGCAAGAUGGCGAUCUUGGACAAACUCCUGGAUCGCCUCAAGGCGUCAGGCUCGCGCGUCCUGCUUUUCAGCCAGAUGAGCCGCAUGCUUGAUAUCCUGGAGGACUACUGCUGCUGGAAGGGAUACAACUACUGCCGCAUCGAUGGCAACACCUCGCAUGAAGACCGUGUCAACAGCAUCGAUGCAUACAACAAGCCCGAUAGCGAAAAGUUCAUUUUCCUGCUGACGACUCGUGCCGGUGGACUUGGCAUCAACCUGGCCACGGCAGACAUUGUCAUUAUGUACGACAGCGACUGGAACCCCCAAGUGGAUUUGCAAGCCGAGGAUCGUGCCCAUCGUAUCGGCCAAAAGAAGCAAGUCGUUGUGUUCAGGUUCAUCACCGAGAAUGCGGUCGAGGAGAAGAUCAUUGAGCGAGCCACACAAAAGCUCCGGCUCGACCAGCUUGUUAUCCAGCAGGGACGAAACGUGCAGCAGUCUAAAGCUGCGUCCAAGGAUGAGCUGCUUACCAUGAUCCAGCACGGCGCGCACAGCAUCUUUGCGUCGACUGAUAGCACCGUGAGCAACGACGACAUCGAGGAUAUCUUGCUUCGCAGCGAGGAAAAGACGGCUGAGCUCGAAGCCAAGUACAAGGACGCCGGUCUGGACGACCUCCAAAAGUUUACCAGCGACGGCAGCGUCUACCAGUGGGAAGGCUCUGAUUUCCGCUCGAACCAAAAGGGCGCUCUUGGCUUUGGAUGGAUUGGUCCCUCGCAGCGCGCCAAAAAGACAUCGGGCUAUGGUGUUGAUGCCUACUACAAAGAAGCCCUGCGAAUCGGCAACAAGCCUGCUGGCACCAAAGCUCCAAAGCCCCCGCGAACAGCCCUUGCGAGCGACUUUCAAUUCUAUCCCACUCGGCUUUUGGAGCUGCAGGAGAAGGAAACCCUUGCCUACCGGAAACAAAUUGGAUACAAAGUUCCAAAGGACAGCGACACGACCGACCCCGAACAGGAGAAGCAGAAGCGGCUGCGAGAGCAGGAGCGAAUCGACAAUGCCGAGCCACUCACAGAGGACGAAAUCCAAGAGAAAGAGUCGUUUGCCAACCAGGGAUUCGACUGGUCGAAGCGCGACUUUAGCAGCUUCAUCAAGGGCAACGAGAAGUGGGGCCGUCAUAACAUCGAGGCCAUCGCCAAGGAAAUGGAGGGCAAGGAUCCCGAGGAAGUCCGUCGAUACUCGCAGGUGUUCUGGUCUCGCUACAAGGAGCUUGCCGACUGGGAGAAGCUCGUUGCUAGAAUUGAAGAAGGAGAGGCCAAGCUCCAGAAGCAGCAAGAGAUCCAAGAUAUGCUGACGGCACGGAUUGGCAAGCUUCGCCUUCCGCUGCAGCAGCUCAAGAUCGUCUAUGGCACCAGCAAGGGUAAAAACUACACCGAAGAGGAGGAUCGUUUCUUGCUCGUGGCCCUCGAGAAGCUGGGCUACGGAAGCGAGGAGGUUUACGAAAAGAUCCGCGAAGAGAUCAAGCGGUCGACCCUAUUCCGGUUCGACUGGUUCUUGAAGUCCCGCACGGCAGUGGAAAUCGGUCGCAGAUGCACAUCGCUCAUCUCGCUGAUGAUGAAAGAGUCGGACCACAACGACGACAAGGAGGACGGACAGGACGAGCCGCCCAAGAAGAGAAAGUACACCAAGAGAGAGCCCAAGGAGAAGGAAGCUGUCGGCCCGUCCUCCAAGCGCAAGAAGAACUGA
Messenger RNA from Polychytrium aggregatum, 3102 nucleotides. RefSeq names its product SNF2 family N-terminal domain-containing protein. The record is from RefSeq and is a predicted model, not a curated record. The transcript has 28 exons. The coding region runs from base 1 to 3102 and encodes 1033 amino acids. Gene Ontology annotation, cellular component: chromatin; nucleus. Gene Ontology annotation, molecular function: ATP hydrolysis activity; histone binding; ATP binding. Gene Ontology annotation, biological process: nucleosome organization; regulation of transcription by RNA polymerase II. Lineage: Eukaryota; Fungi; Chytridiomycota; Chytridiomycetes; Polychytriales.